GUGAGCAUUUGCUUCCUUUUACAAUAGACGAUCUUCGUUUGGAACUGUUGGAGAAAAGCUCCUCUCCCGCUGGCUGCAAUGACCGAGCAACUGGACGACACUUUCUGUUUCCACAUAUGCGCGUGAGGUCGUUUCGUUGCGUUUUUUUCGAGGGGGGCUGUCAGACAUUGAGAAGAGUGUGGUUUAUGAACCCAGAGGUUGUUUAGUGGUCGGUGCUGGCCUCUGAGGCUAGCUGGCUUUCCGUAACAGAGUGAAGCCAGCUGGUCGGACGGGGGAACGGGUGUUAGCAUACGGGCUAAUUAGCCAGAAAGACUGAGCCUGGAUUACUGUGUUUAAUCAAGGAGAGCGCAGCUCUGCGGCUACUGCCACUGCGGCAACCAUGAAGAUAACGGUGGAUUUUGAAGAAUGUCUCAAGGACUCUCCACGGUUCAGAGCCACCAUCGAGGAAGUGGAGGGGGAUGUGUGCGAGUUGGAAACCAAACUGGACAAAUUGGUGAAAUUGUGUAUCGGGAUGAUUGAUGCUGGCAAAGCCUACACCGCUGCCAACAAACAGUUUGUUAAUGGGAUCCGGGAGCUUGCCCACCAGUCAACCAAAGAUGAGGUCAUCGAGUCUAGUCUCACUAAAUUUGCAGAGAGUCUGCAGGAGAUGAUCAAUUAUCACACGAUACUGUUUGAUCAGGCCCAGAGAUCCAUAAAAACCCAGCUGCAAACAUUUGUCAAAGAUGACCUGAGAAAGUUCAAAGAGGCCAAAAAACAGUUUGAUAAAGUGAGUGAGGAAAAGGAGACGGCCCUAAUCAAAAAUGCCCAAGCUCCUCGCAAUAAGCAGCAUGAAGUGGAGGAGGCCACCAACAUCCUCACUGCCACGCGCAAGUGCUUCCGACACAUCGUCCUCGACUAUGUGUUACAGAUUAAUGUUCUGCAGUCCAAGAGAAGAUCAGAAAUCCUGAAAUCAAUGCUGUCCUUCAUGUAUGCCCACCUGACCUUCUUCCAUCAAGGCUACGACCUCUUCAGUGAACUGCAGCCUCUUAUGAAACAGCUGGGAGGACAGUUGGACCAGCUGGUGGUUGAUGCUGCCAAGGAGAAGAGGGAUAUGGAGCAGAAGCACUCCACGAUUCAACAAAAGGCUGCUCUGCAGGAGGUGACAGAGUAUGACUUUUUGCCAGACUACCGCAUCUUUUGUGCCUGGAGGUCGAACUCCGACUUUUCAAACGAUGACACAAAGCUGGAGUACAAUGUGGAUGCAGAGAAUGGCAUCGCCAUGGAGGGUUAUCUCUUUAAGCGGGCCAGUAAUGCAUUCAAGACAUGGAACAGACGUUGGUUCUCCAUCCAAAACAAUCAGCUAGUUUACCAGAAGAAAUUUAAGGACAACCCAACAGUGGUUGUGGAAGACCUGAGGUUAUGUACAGUCAAGCACUGUGAAGACAUCGAGCGGCGUUUCUGUUUUGAAGUAGUUUCCCCCACCAAGAGCUGCAUGAUGCAGGCUGACUCAGAAAAGCUGCGACAGGCUUGGAUCAAAGCCGUCCAGAACAGCAUCGCCACAGCGUUCCGCGACAAGGGAGAUGACGGCGAGAAGCUCGACAGGAAGUCAUCCACAUCGACAGGAAGCUUGGACUCUGGAGGUGAGCCAAAGGAGAGGUCACUGAAGGGUGAGAGCGCCCUGCAGAAAGUUCUAGCCAUCCCUGGAAACUCCUGCUGCUGCGACUGCGGCCAACCCGACCCCCGUUGGGCCAGUAUCAACCUGGGCAUCACUCUGUGUAUACAGUGCUCUGGUAUUCACAGGAGUCUGGGAGUUCAUUUCUCAAAAGUUCGAUCCUUGACUUUGGACUCAUGGGAACCAGAACUGCUCAAGUUGAUGUGUGAAUUGGGAAACAAAGCAAUCAACCAGAUUUAUGAAGCUCGUCGUGAAGAGCUGGGAGCCCGAAAACCACAGCCAGGUGACCCCAGGCAUGAGGUGGAGGCUUAUAUCAAAGCCAAAUAUGUGGAUCGGCGGUAUGUGCGCCGGCCGUCAGACGAGGAGCUUCGAAGCAAAGUGGUUUCUCUCAGUAAACAGGAGAAGAGGCUGAGCAGCAGCUCCGAGCAUCUGCCACCCAAAGCGCCCCCACCCACGCCAAAACUCGGCCCUGCUCUCACUGUCUCUGGACAGACCGCUGCUGCCAGCGGCGUGGAGGCCCGCCGCGACUCUCUCUUCUGUCCCGACGAGCUUGACUCGCUCUUCUCCUACUUUGACACCUCCUCCAAACUCAGAAGCAUGAGGAGUGCAGACAGUGGCAUUCAGAACAGUGCUGAUGGGAGCAAGGAGAUGCUGGCCAACACGCCCUCCAACAACAGCCUGGCAGAUGCAGAAGCAGCCGAGUCUCCUCCCGUACCUUCUGCGGUUCCUCCUCAAAAGCCCUGUAAGGACAUGGUUUUCUAUGAACCCAAAGAGUACAGCCCGGGUCUGCAGCUCUACUGGGCUGCUUGCGCCCGCAACCUCAGAGACAUGGCGGAAGCUCUGGCACAUGGAGCUGAGGUGAACUGGGUCAACACAGAGGAGGAAAAGAGGACGCCGCUCAUCAUGGCGGUGCAAGGGGGUUCGCUAGUCACAUGUGAGUUUCUGCUUCAAAACGGAGCGAAUGUGAACCAGCAGGACGCUCAGGGCCGAGGGCCUCUGCACCACGCCACCAUUCUGGGUCACACAGGGCAAGUUUGUUUGUUUUUGAAAAGAGGAGCAAAUCAAAAUGCAGCAGACAUCGAUGAGAAAACCCCCCUGACUGUAGCAGUGGAGGCAGCGAAUGCAGACAUCGUCACAUUGUUGCGAUUGGCGAAGAUGAACGAGGAGAUGCGAGAGUCGGAGGGGCCCUACAGCCAGUCAGGAGAUGAAACCUACCAGGACAUCUUCCAGGAUUUCACUCAGAUGGCGUCCAACGACCCGGACAAGCUGAACCGCUACCAGUACGACACGCAGAGACCCUGACAGGCAGAAACACCGUCCACCAGCAGCUCCCCAAAAACCUCACAGACAGACACGAGCAGAGACGUUCUCUGAACCUCCUGCUUCAUUCACUAAAGACUGAUUCAAGGCUCUGCAGCAAAUAUCCCAGAAACCAACUCAGUCGUGGCUUUUGUUGAAAUUAUAAGCACUUAAGUCAAACUUAUGUGAAUGAAAAAAAACAAUCUUUGUGUCUUUAAGUUAAAGGUACAGUAUUUGUAGUCUUUAAGAGCCAAAAAAAUCCAAAACUGAUCUUUCAAUUUGGCAGUUUCAAUAUUACAUCAUUUUCCUGAUAAUUUCAUGAAAUCAAAGCUGUAAAGGCGUGAUAGACUUUCUGCUUUUUUACAGUUUUAUUCUUAGUUUGUUUUAAAGUUUUGCUUGUGAUUCUCCUGCACUUCUUUUUAUGUGUACAGUAGUUACGGAAGCAAACAGUUGACCUGUGCCGUGGCUUUAAAAUACUGAUUUAAAUGUCUUUUUAUUUUUUAGAAAUGUCUAAAUCACUUGAGUUUUACAUGUUUAAGUUUGUGUUGUUUAAGGGAAAAAUGAUUCUUUGCUUUAAAAUUUUAAGAAUCUAAAGGAACACAAAAUAAGUGGUUCUGUUUUAGAAAAAAAUUUACUUUUUUAAUCAUUUCUGGGAUAAAACUGUAAUUUAAACCAAAUCUGGCCUUACUGAGUGCUUGCAAUAUGCUUCAAAAGAUGGAAAAAAUAUCCAUUCAGGUUUAAAGAUUCAGUAUUGUGAAGUACUGCAGCAUCACGACGAGACUCAUGUCGUGUCUUUUUGUUUACGAGCUCAGUAUUUACAUCUAGUGAACUGAAAUAAACCUUUAAAGUAAGUUUAGGUUUGGCCUUCAAAACGUCCUAUUGUUACCAAAAAAUUGACUUUACCAUCUCCUCUUGUUAAACUUCUGCUCAUAAGAUAGCUUAGAGGUUUGUUAGCAUUUGUAUCGCCCUGAAGCAGCUAUCAGUCAGUUGAUGACUUCUGUGUAAAAAUACACAACCAGUUGGUGCUACAGUAAAGCCGCUUACUACUUUUGUCGUCAGAGCUCGGCUUGUUGUAAAAUCCUAAAAGUGUUGGAAGUGAUGAGACUGAAGAAAACUGAUCUGCUGCUUCAGGAAAAGACUUUAGUAUAACAGCUCCUGUGAGCUCUGUGGCAGCUCAGUUCUGUUCAUAAGAAGAAAGAAAAGAAAAUUCUGAAUGUCAAAGCUCCUCACAAACAUUCUUACUAAAAGCCUGAAAAAUUUGAUGUCAAUUGUUGAUCAGAAAUUGAAUCCAAAACAAUCUUAAAGGUGAGAACGUCCUCAGCCAUGUCAGGACAACAGAAAACUCAUCAAACAGCUAUUUACCCAUAGUGCUUUGUUUCUGCCUUACACCUUUUUACCUAAAUUAACCUUAAGAUCGAAAAAAAGUAAUAAUCAAAUUGAUUUGCGAUUGAUUUCAGUUGCGAGUUCUGUAAAACAUUUCCAUCAGUUAAAGCAAAUUCACUGACAGGAAGUUUUUGUGAUUACAACCUUCACAUCUAUGUUUGGAGGAAACCUUCAGCCAAUGGGAUCCAGUUCUUGUACAUUUUGUAGAAAACUCUUAAAGAACUGAAGUUAGUGGUACUUGAAUCAUUAAAUAAGCUUGUGUAUAUGCUGUUCUUUGUAUCCUUCCACUGCGACGACCCAUUUUCUAUUGCUUGCUUUAAUGCCAAUACACUUGUACUGUAUAAUACACCUGUAUUCUGUAAAAGAUUUCAAUACAAGCAUUUUGCCUCUUA
This is a messenger RNA of Oryzias melastigma (Indian medaka), 4725 nucleotides long. Its product is annotated as arf-GAP with coiled-coil, ANK repeat and PH domain-containing protein 2. Bases 380 to 2953 code for a protein of 857 amino acids. The transcript is spliced from 26 exons. Gene Ontology annotation, cellular component: cytoplasm. Gene Ontology annotation, molecular function: protein binding; GTPase activator activity. The record is from RefSeq and is a predicted model, not a curated record. Lineage: Eukaryota; Metazoa; Chordata; Actinopteri; Beloniformes; Adrianichthyidae.